UGGUACAGGUUUCAUAUGGGGCCUCCAGGGUGAGCUUUUCUGGGUCCAGAACAUAAGUGCAGUUCAGCAUUUCAAGACCAAGGGGAUCUACAGAAGCAAGAGCAAUUUAGACAGGAGAUGGCCAAGAAGUACAUUUCAGUGACGUUGAGUCAACCAGAGGUACAUAGCCAAGACUGCCAAUCCAUUUCUAAGGCACCCUAGGUGCAAUCUGUUCGAGAGAUGCUUAAGAGCACUUCCCUCACCCAAGAGACCUACCUGGGAAGGCAGGAUCCACCAACUGAUGAACACGUAUUGAGUUCACCGAAGUCAAAAGGGCGAAGAAUAGAGGAAAUGACCUGUAGGUGCUGGAGGGCAUGGGGGAGAGAGUUAAAGAGGGACGAACUUCAGCAGACAAGGACAUUAUGUCCUCUCCCUUCUGCCCCCAGUUACCUCCAGUCUGCACUGAACCAGCUUGAGGGUCUCCCACUGUCUCCUCUCUGCCUGUACGCCAUGACCGAAGACACCACCAAAUCAGCCAGGCAGAGGGGUGUGCUGCUCUGUGCUUUUAUAGCAGGAAGCAGGCCAUGAUCCCACCCUCUCCCCACUGGAGACACCUGAAUCUUCUCCAGCCCUCCCAGCUGAGAGGAGGGGACUUGGGAAGGGAGAGCCUUUCUGGAAGGCCUGAAAUAAGUGGAGUUCUGCGCUUUCUGACACUUGCCUUGCUGUUCCACCAGCUGCUCUGCGGGCCAGCCAUGAAACCAGAGUUCCCUGAAACUGGCUUCAGGUGAAUGAAUUGGUGCUUUUUUUCUGUAACACUGAGAAAAAUUAGGAUCUUUUGGACAAAAUCUUUACAGCUCAAAUGCACAGUGAAAGAAUGUGGUGGGAUUUUUUUGAGGAAAGAAUGUCUCUUAUUCACGCUAUCUUUAAGUAAACCUUUCCUUUAAGUUACUCCUGGUCUCCUGGCUAUUGUGGACACCAUCCUGGCAAUGUGCAUGAAGAAGUACCUUUGAAAAAAAUGGAUGAAGCAUUAUUUUCCCCCAAGUAUAGAUUUUAAGCUUACUUCAAAAAAUGUCGACAAUUACAGAAGGAUAUGGAGAAAAGGAAAAAGUCAUCCACAUUUUACCACUGCUAAUACUUAGGUGGAAGUUUAAGUUAAGGAUUUGAGAUCUUCUUUUCUAACACAGGCAUUAAAAACUGCAAAUUUCCCACAUGACCAAUAUUACAUUCAGGACUUGUUAAAGGACAGAAAAAAAAAACAGUGCCUCAAAACAUUCAAGAUGAACACAGCAGUCCUCGGUAUUCAAUGUCAUGGCAAUUCCAGAAAGAAAAGGUCUAAGUUCAGUGCUGUGAACCUUUCUGGCUGCCUUCCAUGGAGGGAGGUUGGAAUGAGCUUUGCCCUGGGCUGACACUCUUCCUUGUGACUUAUUAACAAGCUUCGUGGGAAGGCUGCUUCACUGACAUCCUGCUCUGCCUGGAGAGUGAUAUUUGACAAAGCUUUGCUGAGCAGAAAAAAUGUCCACUCGCUACCACCAAGCUGCUAGUGAUAGCUACCUGGAACUUCUGAAAGAGGCUACCAAGAGAGAUCUGAAUCUUUCUGAUGAAGAUGGCAUGACUCCCACACUCCUGGCAGCCUACCAUGGGAACCUGGAAGCCCUAGAAAUAAUCUGCAGCAGAGGAGGGGAUCCUGAUAGAUGUGACAUCUGGGGAAAUACUCCUUUACAUUAUGCAGCCUCCAAUGGUCAUGCCCACUGUGUCUCAUUCCUGAUCAACUUUGGAGCCAACAUCUUUGCCCUGGACAACGAUUUACAGUCUCCACUGGACGCUGCUGCCAGCAGAGAGCAGAAUGAAUGUGUUGGUCUCUUGGAUAAUGCUGCCACUGCCCAGAACAUCAUGAACCCCAAGAAGGUCACCAGGCUGAAGGAGCAGGCUCAGAAGAAUGCCAGGAGGCAGAUCAAAGAGUGUGAGAGGCUCCAGGAGAAGCACCAAAAUAAGAUGGCCCGCACCUACAACAAGGAGGAAUCUGGGACUCUUUCUUCUUCCAAGGGCACUUUCUCCAGGUCAUCCCUUUCAAAUGUUUCUGCUUCUAACACAUUUGGGUCACUGUCUAAGGGCAUUAAAGACACCUUUAAAUUAAAGUUCAAGAAGAACAAAGAUACAGCAGAGCCGUUAGGGAAGGAGAGAACAAGUGGGCCGAAGAAUGUGAUGGAAGUGUUCAGAGAGGAGGACGAAGACCCCUUCUCAGGGGACUUCAAAGAGAAGCUCCAGUUCUCAGUAAAGGCGGACAGCUGUGUGCAACACGAAUCCAUUCUCAACCGUCCAGGUCUAGGAAAUGUUGUUUUUAGAAGGAACAGAAUAUUGAGCCCUGAAGACAUCUCAGACAGCAAGAGGGAGUUGGGGUUGAAAAUGCCCAGUGAAUUGCUUCAGAGACAAGGAGGACCUGAGGCUGACGAAGAGGGAGCGGAAAACCACCAUGAAGAUGAUCUGCCUUGGGAUGAGGAUGAAGUGGAAUGGGAGGAAGAUGUGGUUGAUGCUACUCCCCUGGAAGUGUUCUUGCAGUCCCACUACCUGGAAGAAUUCCUUCCUAUUUUCAUGAGAGAGCAGAUUGAUCUGGAAGCUCUGCUGCUUUGCUCUGAUGAGGACCUUCAGAGCAUACAGAUGCAGCUGGGUCCCAGGAAGAAAGUCCUUAGUGCCAUAAACAGAAGGAAGCAGGUGCUACAACAGCCUGGGCAGUUGGUCGACACCAGCCUCUGAUGGAGUGUUGGGUCAACUGGGUGAGUCUGCAGCAGUGGCGUGAUGCUGUGGCCCACUGGAAACAUUUCAGGCAUUACCCACUCUCUACCCAGUACCAGACUACUGGGUUUCUAGGGUUUUGGAGGUGUCCAUCUAAGAGGCCCAAAUUCUACUCUGAGAAAUACUCUAUACCUGUCCACAUAAACCGCUAAUGAGAAACUCAAGGAGACCUGGGAAUAAGAAAAUGACAUUUCUCUUCAAUUAUCUUUUUGAUACUUUUGAAUACAGAAAGGAUUAAAUGGAUGACAGAGAAGGGAAAAAACUUUCUUCACUUUCCUAACUCUGGAUUUAAAAUUAUAAUCUCUCAUCACAUUAGCUGCUGCUUAAUUUCUGAUCCUCAUAGCUAGGGAUUCGAACUCCAGUUCUGUCCUUAGCUCUAUGACUUUACCUGUUGGUGGAGACUAAAGUUCCUCCAUUGGCCCGUGGUGUGAUGCCCAACUUAAAUGUGUCUAACCCUUCAACAGAUGUUUACAUGUUUACAAGUAAUAGAAAUGGGUCUAUAGUACUCCUGCCUGGGAACAGAGAGAGGAUGGCAGGUAGAGAGAGAGAAGAAAGAAACGGAAUGUAGGGUACCUGUAUGGACUGAAUUUGCUCCCUCCAAAAUUCUUAUGUUGAAACCGUAAUCCCUAAUGUGACUGUAUUUGAAGAUAUGACCUUUAUUAAAGAGCUGAUUAAGGUUAAAUGAGGUCAUAAAGGUGAGGCCCUAAUUCCAUAUGACCGUUGUCCUUUGAAGAGGUAGAGACACUGGAGAUGUGCACACACAGAAUAGGCUAUGUGAAGACACAGCAAGAAGGCAGCCAUCGGAAAGCCAAGGAGGAAAGCCUCAGGAGAAAUCAAACCUAUCACCUUGAUCUUGGACUUCCAGCCUCCAGAGCUAUAAGAAAAUAAAUUUCUGUUGUUUAAGCCA
Molecule: messenger RNA, 3676 nt
Organism: Lagenorhynchus albirostris (white-beaked dolphin)
Lineage: Eukaryota; Metazoa; Chordata; Mammalia; Artiodactyla; Delphinidae
Gene: ANKS4B
Product: ankyrin repeat and sterile alpha motif domain containing 4B
Exons: 5
Coding region: 1492-2730 (412 amino acids)
Biological process (GO): brush border assembly
Molecular function (GO): protein binding
Source: RefSeq, a predicted model, not a curated record